Messenger RNA from Diversispora eburnea, 906 nucleotides. Lineage: Eukaryota; Fungi; Glomeromycota; Glomeromycetes; Diversisporales; Diversisporaceae. The record is from the annotation of a GenBank genome assembly.
AUGUCAACUUUUAAAACCCGAGAAGCUACAGCAAUAUCUAAUCAACGAAGAUUAUCUGGGGAUGAAUUGACAGCCAAGUUGUUGAGGGUGAAAAUAGCAGUUAAUGGAUCAUUAGUUGUCAACAUUAUAUUAUUUUGUCUACUAUUAUAUGCAACAAUUUCAUCGGGAGCUCUUUCAAUCUUUGCAAUGAUGGGUGAUUCACUUAUGGAUUUAUUAUCAAAUCUUAUUUUAUUUUUAACAGGAAGAGCAGCAAAUGUAAAAAAUUUAUUACAAUAUCCAACAGGUAAAGCUAGAAUGGAAACAGUGGGAAUUAUUGUUUUCUCUACACUAAUGUCAGCUUUAUCUAUUCAACUUUUUUCUCAUAAUGUUGAACUACAUUCAAAUACCAUAAUAUGUGUUGCAAUUGCUUUAUUUUCCAAAUCAAUCUUAUUAAUGUAUUGUUGGUCUCAGCGUCAAUUUCCUUCUGUUCAAAUCCUCAUUCAAGAUCAUCGAAAUGAUAUUAUCCUUAAUACAUUUGGUCUGAUGAUGUAUUUGUUAGGUGAAAAAAUUAAAUGGUGGAUUGAUCCAGUUGGUGGUGUUUUAAUGUCUUUAGUUAUUUUGAAAUGUUGGGGAAUAACUGCUUAUGAACAAAUCAAAUUAAUUGUUGGAAAAAGUGCCGACAUUUCAUUCUUACAACGAGCUACAUAUAUUGUUUUACAAGUUGAUACAUGUAGAGCUUAUCAUGCAGGUAAUAAAUUAUUUGUAGAGAUGGAUAUAGUUAUGGAUAGAGAUACUCCUUUAUGGGAAAGUCAUGACAUAAGCGAAAAUUUACAAAUUAAAUUAGAAAAAUUGGAAAAUGUUGAAAGAGCUUUUGUUCAUGUUGAUUACGAAACAAGUCAUAAACCUGAACAUCAAAAAGAAGAAUGA